ACAAUGUCACCGGAUGUCCUAUACAAGAGAGAAUGAAUUUUACCGUUGAAGCUAUAAACAUGCUUUGUGAUAUGAGAAAUGACCAUCAGCUGGAUUUAACCUGUUAUGGUCAUUUAUUGGCAGCAUAUCACGUGACUGUGGUGGAAUUCCUAAGAGACAAUAACAACAAGAAAUUACAAGAAGGUGUGUUUGAAAACGCCGCCUGCCAAAGUCCAGAAGUUUUGAUGACUAAGAGCGUGCUCUGUGUAGAGGCAAAAUGUCCUAGCCAUAACGAACUUUUGUUGAAUUUCUCGCCAUGGCAAUGGUUCAGUCCAAACGUAAGUAAAAUCAAGGAAGAUUGUCACUUACCAGCAGACACGUGUGAUGAAGAUGCCACCUUUGGACCUACGGCAACAACUUCCACUUAUAUGACUACAGACGAACCAAUGACAUCCAGUUUACCAACACAAACAACAAUUAUUCCUGGGAUGGCAAACGAUGCAUUAAGUGGGUCUGGUAACGGAGAUGACGAUAACACAAAUGAUGGCUCUUUCGUUUCCGAAAUGACGAUGAUUUUAGGAGUUUGUGCUGGUAUAAUUAUAGCAGUGUCGGGUUUCUUUGUAUUGAUAUAUUCUUGCUGGAGAAAACACGGAUUGAGGAGAAUAGACAAGGUUGGAUACACACCACUAAGGAAUCAGGACUGACUAAUAUUAGAUGAUUGAUACUUAUAUCAUUAUGAAAUCAGGCCCAAUACAUAAUUUUCUUUAUUCACUGUCGUGUCCUUUUUUUGCCAGAUUGAUUUCCGUGCUAAGAUUGAAAAUUACUAUGAACACUAUAAGUCUUAUAUUUGUUUUUAAUUUGUUUUUUAUUUUUUACGUUUAACUGAUUUCAGGUAUACAGGUUUCUAUUAAAAAUUAAAACAUUGAG
Messenger RNA from Mytilus californianus (California mussel), 906 nucleotides. RefSeq lists its product as uncharacterized. Bases 33 to 683 code for a protein of 216 amino acids. The transcript has 6 exons. The record is from RefSeq and is a predicted model, not a curated record. NCBI's taxonomy places the organism in Eukaryota, Metazoa, Mollusca, Bivalvia, Mytilida, Mytilidae.